Messenger RNA from Aspergillus alliaceus, 1165 nucleotides. RefSeq names its product cytochrome b5-like heme/steroid binding domain-containing protein. NCBI's taxonomy places the organism in Eukaryota, Fungi, Ascomycota, Eurotiomycetes, Eurotiales, Aspergillaceae. Bases 39 to 1052 code for a protein of 337 amino acids. The record is from RefSeq and is a predicted model, not a curated record. Gene Ontology annotation, molecular function: heme binding. The transcript has a single exon.
CUUCGAUCUUCAAGUACGUAUCUAUCACUUGGCCCAGGAUGGGCUGGUUUGGAGUGGCUACACUCAUUGCGACCGCAUGCUUCCUACUCUACCGUCAUCCCCCUUCAAGCUGGACAUCCGAGCCGCCCAUCUCCCCGCCGCCGAACCCAACUUCCGAAAAGCCACCUACCACUCGCGAUGAAGCGGUAGUGAAGGAUAACCCUGAAUCCCCUCAAGAGGACGGAGCUACAGAGGAGUCAACACCCAAAGCAUCAGCAUCAAGUGCACCAACACUUGAAGUACCGACGCUCCAUUUAGACGGUGACAAGGCCGACGAAACUACCGAGAGAUUAGCCGAUACGAAGUCUGUCCAGAAUGGCUCAGCGAAACCAUCAGAACUGGCUGCUGCCGCAGUCAACAGUACACUCAUGAUGCCACCUCCACCCCAACUCCCCGCAAGAAGUUCCUCCUUAAUGCCUCCUCCACCUCCUCGACUCCGCCCGACAACUUCCCAAACCCAGCAACCCCAAUCCGCCUCCGCGGGACGAUACCCCCCGCGCCUGAACGCAGGCAGUUCCCUCCGUCCGCCACCAUCUGCAGCGGCUUCCCUACGCGUACCCCCCUCUAGCCGUCCCACAGGCAAUAGCCUCGCGCCCGUCAAACUCACCGCACAGCCCUCCAGCUCCUCGAAGCGGGCGGUUCUCGAGCCGGGUUAUUCCCCCCUAGACUGGGCGGCGCUGACAUCCAACCCCAAUAACAAGUUGCGGGGAGCCAAUCUACCCCCGACUCUGGUCAAAGUGACACCGUCGAUGCUAAAGACGCAGAACGGGCGUAAGGGUAACGAUGCCUGGACCUCGUACCAAGGUAAGGUAUACAACAUCACGCCGUACGUCCCGUUCCAUCCAGGCGGGAAGGGAGAACUCCUUCGGGGAGCUGGGAAAGAUUCGGCGAAGUUAUUCAUGGAGGUUCACCCUUGGGUGAACUGGGAUGCCAUUCUGGGGGAGUGUCUUGUAGGGAUCCUAGUUUCGGAGAACGACGCAGUGGCAGAGAACGCUCUCGAUGCCAUGGACUGAUUUAUAUCUUCUAUUCGGUUUUUUUUUUCCUUUCUUGGAUCGCUAGACUUGAGACGACCGAUUGUAUUAUAAUAGAGGCUUCGCAUGAUACCCGAAGAUACAGACAUACAUAC